Messenger RNA from Puma concolor (puma), 1923 nucleotides. Lineage: Eukaryota; Metazoa; Chordata; Mammalia; Carnivora; Felidae. The record is from RefSeq and is a predicted model, not a curated record.
AUGACUGUGACACGCGGGGGCGGGCCUGGCCAGGCAGAGGUCGCUCCAGGACUGACUCGACAGCUGCGCGCGCACCACCGGCUGACGGCCCGCCCCCUGGGCCGAAGGCACCAAUCACAGGCAGGGACGGGAGUGGGCGGAGCGGGUCAGAGGCCGCCGGGCUGCGCGCGCCGAGGCCACGCCCCCGCGGAGCUGCCAAUCACAGGCGGAGCUGUUCGCGCCGGUGCACCGGCCUCAGAUCGUACCCUGGACGUCCCUGGCCCUGACCCAGAGUCGUCUGUGUUUGAUGGACUGGAAGCCCUUCGGCACAGCGGCUACGAAGAGCCCAGCAGGUACCAGCAGGACCAAGUCCCCCAGCUGCAGCGGAGAAAGAUCCGGAACCGGCCCUGCCCAGGAGGCAAAGAGCAAUGCUCAGCAAGCGUGCUCACGGGAGCGCGCGAAACCGAUCGUGAUGAUGUCCUCUUCGCAUAUGAUUGCAGCACGGCAGCAGAGAAGUCACAAGAAAGUAAAGGGGAGGACGGGCAGCCCGCGGAUAAGGGGAGUGACACGAUUCUGGCGUCAACCUUCUCCAAGUCUGGCACCUAUUUUGCCUUAACUGAUGACAGUAAGCGUCUGAUUCUUUUCCGUACAAAACCAUGGCAAUGUCUGAGUGUCAGGACCGUGGUGAGGAGGUGCACGGCCCUGACCUUCACAGCCUCCGAGGAGAAACUUCUGGUGGCCGACAAGUCUGGAGACGUUUAUUCCUUUUCGGUGUUGGAGCCACAGGGAUGCGGCAAGCUUGAACUUGGGCACCUGUCGAUGUUGUUGGAUGUGGCCGUGAGUCCCGAUGACCACUACGUCCUCACCGCCGACCGGGACGAGAAAAUCCGGGUGAGCUGGGCCGCGGCACCGCACAGCAUCGAGUCCUUCUGCCUCGGGCACACGGAGUUUGUGAGCCGCAUCUUCGUGGUGCCCGACCACCCCGAGCUGCUUUUGUCCGCGUCCGGGGACCGCACCCUGAGGCUCUGGGAGUACAGAAGUGGCCGAGAGCUGCACUGCUGUCACCUGACCAGCCUGCAGGAGCCGGCGGAGCCCUGGGGUGACGAGAGGUUUGCUGCCUCCAGGAUCACUUACUGGAGCCAGGACGGCUGCGUGGCGCUGCUGUGUGACUGUAUUCCCGCGAUCUACGUUUUCCAGCUCGAUGCCUCCAGACAGCAGCUGGUUUACAGACAGCGGCUGACGUUUCGGCACAGAGUGUGGGACAUCGCUUUCGAGGAGGGCCGGGGACUGUGGGUCCUGCAGGACCACCGGGAAGCCCCCCUCGUGCUCUGCAGGCCUGUGGGCGGCCAGUGGCAGGCUGCUCCUGAAGACGCCGUGGUAGAGAAAGUCUCCGCCCAUCUCCGGGGGAACUGGGCCAUGCUGGAAGGCGUGGCUGGCGUGGACGUCGGUUUCAGCGGUCUCUACAAGGCCACCUUUGACAACGUGACUGCCUACCUGAGGAAGAAGGAGGAGAGGCUGCAGAAGCGGCGGAAGAACCCGGCUGCUGGGCCUAACGGGCAGGCCAAGAAGAUGAAGCCGGGGGAGGCGUCCCUGAGGUGCUCGUCCUCGCCGCCCCCGCACUCUCGUGGCCUCGAGCCAGAGCCGGCUCUGCUGUCCCCUGUGCCCGCGGCUCCCCGGAAACCAGACAGCCUGGUGCUCAGCCAGAGAUGCAGCGAGUGGUGCCGGUGCCGUGAAGCGCCUUUUCUUCGUAUCGGAGGAGACCGGAACCCGUGGUGGGCGUGGUGGCCGUGGAGCUUCCACUGUUCCCGUGGCGCUGGACGCUUCUCCUCCAGGGGAGUCCGCGAGCUCUACGGCAGCGAGAAAUUUGGGUCUGGUGGUGGUGACGCGUUGACGGGGGGCCUGCGGGCCAAGUCCUGCUGCUGCCUGGCUUUGUGUGGCCUGUGA